UUCAGGAAGCAUCUACAAACAGCUACAGAAACGAGCAAGAGUUGGUGCUCUCUCCUGUGAAGGAGUACGGCAAAAACAGCACCAUGUUGCCGACGACCUCGCCGAACAGCAACGGCGCCCUCAAUUCCAGGGACGCUGCACGCCACACAGCGGGCGCCAAGCGCUACAAGUACCUGCGGCGGCUGCUCCACUUCAGACAGAUGGACUUUGAAUUCGCCCUGUGGCAGAUGCUUUACUUGUUUACGUCGCCGCAGAGAGUCUACCGCAACUUCCACUACAGGAAACAGACCAAGGAUCAGUGGGCCAGGGACGAUCCUGCUUUUUUGGUCCUGCUCAGCAUUUGGCUAUGUGUGUCAACAAUAGGCUUUGGUCUUGUGCUGGAGAUGGGAGUCGUGGAGACUCUGAAGCUGCUGCUGUGGGUGGUCUUUGUUGAUUGUAUAGGAGUCGGUCUGCUCAUAUCAACCUUGAUGUGGGUGAUCACCAACAAGUACCUACUAAAACAUCCCAGCAGAAACUUUGACGUUGAGUGGGGCUACGCAUUCGAUGUUCACCUCAAUGCUUUCUACCCGCUUCUAGUCAUCCUGCACUUCCUGCAGCUUUUCUUCAUCAACCAUAUUGUGGUGAUAAAUUCAGGAUGGUUCCUGGGAUACUUUGUCGGGAACACUUUGUGGCUGAUCGCCAUCGGUUAUUAUCUUUACAUCACCUUCUUGGGCUACAAUGCUCUACCCUUCCUGAAGAACACCGUGGUGCUGCUCUAUCCCUUCGCUCUGCUCGGCCUCAUCUACAUCCUGUCCAUCACGCUCGGUUGGAACUUUACUCAGGGCCUCUGCUGGUUUUACAAGCACAGAGUGGAGUAGAAGCAGUUUGCCGCCGAGGUUGGACACUAACUGGCUCUGGGCCGACUCCAAAAUCUAUUUUAAAAUCACAUCUACGUGACAAUGAAUCCAUUUCCAGCUGCUGUCAGUCAACAUCUGGUUGAGAGGGAUCUCUGGUUGACUCUCAGUGAACUGGGACUCGGGGUUGAUUGAUGCUGAGCCGCUCGCUCGGCUCGGCUCUCACUUGAUUUUCUGUUCAGCUCUGACGUUGAGCUGGAGCUCCAAAGUCAGUGAUGUGUUUGGACUAGUUGCAGAAACAACGGGACGGAUGACACGCAGCUUUUAUCGGUGUUCUUUUUGUAUGAUUUGUAAAUAGUACUCUGGCAGGUUGUAAUAUAUACCCAGAGGGUUGUUUCUGAAGAGGAUGCUUUGUUUCUUUGAGUUUUCUUUAAAAAAAGACUGAAAAAAUCAAAUCCUGCUUAUUGAUGAGAAAAAAUUAAAUUGGAGGAAUGUAGGAUGCAAACUUGUUUUUUUCCCCAUUUUCUUUUUUUUCUUAAAGUGUACAUUCCAAAGCACUUUCAAUAAAAGGUUUUAUUAACUUAAA
Stegastes partitus (bicolor damselfish) is the source of this 1419-nucleotide messenger RNA. RefSeq names its product unc-50 homolog (C. elegans) (gene unc50). The transcript is spliced from 6 exons. Gene Ontology annotation, cellular component: Golgi membrane. The record is from RefSeq and is a predicted model, not a curated record. Lineage: Eukaryota; Metazoa; Chordata; Actinopteri; Pomacentridae. The coding region runs from base 84 to 857 and encodes 257 amino acids.